Messenger RNA from Antechinus flavipes (yellow-footed antechinus), 438 nucleotides. RefSeq names its product lymphocyte antigen 6 family member G6F (gene LY6G6F). The record is from RefSeq and is a predicted model, not a curated record. The transcript has 2 exons. Lineage: Eukaryota; Metazoa; Chordata; Mammalia; Dasyuromorphia; Dasyuridae.
AUGACCAACAAUGUUCCCAAGACUAAGAAGAUCUUGAGGAAAUUCAGGCUGACUUUGCUGGGGAAUAAUUCCCUCUGGCUAGAAGAGGCUAAGGAGGAGAAUGCAGGAUGAUACUGGUGCACCGUGCUUGGCAAUUAUGUCAAGUACUAGAACUAGAGGGUAUAUGGUCUUUCUGUGAUCAGAGGGGGUUCUCUCUGCUCAAUCCUGAUGUGUUCAGUGGUCUCAACAGUGUUCCUGGACCUCAUGGUUUGACGGAAAGGAAAGGGGAAAGUGAAGGGUAGGGUAGAAACUUUCAUGGGAAAGGAUGUUUCCCUUCCCAUAGUGUGUUUUGUGGAGGAAACCUCAGAGUUCCAUAUCCAAAAGGUCAGGGAAAUCCGUUGUAUUUUCCCCCAGAAUAAGAGCAUCAGUUUCAACCUGACAGGUGAAUUUGGGGAAUAA